CUUUUUGUCUUUCAAAUAAAUUCACUUGGACUUCGAAAUAUUUGUUCCUUCUUAAGGUGCCUUUUUAUGCAGCAAAUUUUUCGCUACGAAUGAUUUUUAGCAAGUAGCGAAUAAUUCGCCGCGAACAGCGAAUGAUCACGUGACCAUCAUUCGCGGCGAUUAUUUCGCUGCAUGAAACGGCACCUUUAUACGAAAAAAGAAAAAGGAUAGAAAAUGAAACAUCAACUGGAUGGAAAGUAGUUUUGAAGCAUUCGCAGCGCUAACUGGACUACAGCCUACGUAGCACUACGUCAUUGGUAAGCCUGGUUCGACCACGCGCCGCCAUUUUCCGCUUCAGUUUUGCGCUGUACAUUCCAGAGACCACGUUGAAAGAACGAAGAAAAAUGUCGUCCGGUGACGAGGCCGAGAUCGCUCUGGCUGAACCAGUCAGACGCACCAGGUCUGGUCGUGCCCGCAAGACAGUGGUGGGCAAGAAAUCACCGGUGAAGAAGCUGCUUGCCAGAGCGACGCGUUCCCCGAGGAAGAUCCACGAGAUCGAGGAGGCAGAGGAGGAAACAUCCACGAUGGAGGAAACAAUGAUGGAAAAUAUACCGGAAAAUGGUGUGCAACGAUUGUCGGAGAUUAUUGUCGAGCAACGCAGUGAAGAAGAUACUCCCAUGUUGCACUUGGAGUUGGAGGAUUCUGAGGAUGCUAAUAUGCAAGAAAUGAACAUGGGCCAGAGCGAGGAGCUGGAGCAAGAUAUGGAGGACAUGGCCAACAUGAGAGCGGAAGGCAUAAUUACAGAAGACAACAGCAUGGACAAAGUGGAAAUGCUGGCUGAGCGCGGAGACAUGGAGAUGGAGGGUCAAGAUAUCAGUAACGACGACUCGAACCAACAACGCGUACUGAUCGACUUCCAAGAAGUCAUUAACGUGGACGGGAGCACGGUGACACAUGAGAUUCUAGAGACGGAAGAGGUAGUUCCGGAGGGUAUAUCCGUGCAUACCAGUACUGGAAUCCAAAUUAUGGAAAUUGACGAUUCACAACAGGAAAUGUCGGAAGUUGUAGACGCCAUGGGCAAGGUAGAGGAACCCGACAUGGAAGUGUCGCAGAGUGACUCCUUGCCGCGUAUAGAGAUAACAGAGGUGGCUGAAAACGAGGAGGCAGAGGGUGUCAGUGAGGAUGACGCGAAAAAAAUUGAACCCGAUACAGAGGCGGUGUCGGAGGAUGAGCUGCCGAACGAGGCAGCAGCCAAGGAGCCUGAGACUGAGGCAGUGUCGGACGAAGAGUUACCGGUCGCCGCUCCCGCAGACUUGGGCGAAACAGAAUCGGUGUCUGAGGACGAAUUGCCACCGGACGGUGAUAAAAAGAGGAAGGCUGGGGCAAAGUCGACGAUCAAAACCGCGGACAAGAAAAUCAAAGCAGAGAGCGGAACCAAACGCAAAUUGAACGCCGAGGGAGAGUACGAUCCCAGCUCGCCGACGUCCGAGAACAACGACGAGACCCCGGCGAAAAAGGUCGCCUUGUCAAGCGAAACGGACGCGGGAGACAAACCAGAGAUAAAACCGGCGUCGCCGAAGAAGAAAACGUUACCCGAGUUAGAGAAGUAUUGGAAAGCUGUCAACGAGGAUCCAUCCGACUUCACGGGAUGGACGUACCUUUUGCAGUACGUUGAUCAAGAGAACGACGCGGAGGCUGCGCGCGAAGCUUACACCAAAUUCUUGGAGCGUUAUCCAUAUUGCUACGGUUACUGGAGAAAGUUCGCCGAUUACGAGAAGAAGAAGGGCAACCCGGAAAAUGUCCAAACGGUGUUCGACCAAGGCUUGAAAGCUAUUUCGCUAAGCGUCGACCUGUGGCUGCAUUACAUCAACCACUGUAGAACCGUCUACGAAAAGGACGAGGAGAAGCUCCGGGAGCAAUACGAGAGAGCCAUACAAGCUUGCGGGCUCGAAUUCAGAUCAGAUCGUCUCUGGGAGAGCUACAUUAAAUGGGAACUGGAUGGGAAACGUCUGAGCAGAGUGACAGCGCUGUACGACCGCUUACUGUCGACACCCACUCUCGGCUACAUCUCCCACUUCGAGGCCUUCCAAGAAUUCGUGUCGUCCAACCUGCCGAAUCGUAUCCUCAGCGUGGAUGACUUUCUCGCGUUACGCGCCGAGGUGAAGGCUCUUCUCAAGUCGGACGACGUCGCCCCGACAUCCGCCGCCGACGACGCGCCGCCCGGCGAGGAGCCCCCGCCGCACGAGGUGCCGCCUACCGACGAGGAGACGCGCGCCAUUCGGGAGAAGAUCAUCAGCAGCAGGCGCAAAAUGCACAAAGCAAAUGUUAACGCCGUGGCUGCGAGAUGGUCGUACGAGGAGGGAAUAAAGAGACCGUACUUCCACGUGAAACCACUGGAGCGGUGCCAAUUAAAGAACUGGAAGGAGUAUCUCGAUUUCGAGAUCGAGCAGAAGGAUCAGCAUCGGAUAGUCAUCCUAUUCGAGAGGUGUCUUAUAGCUUGCGCGCUUUAUGACGAGUUUUGGAUGCGAUUCGUGCGCUAUUUGGAAUCGUUGAAGGGAGAGAACACAGAAAAAAUCCGUGACGUGUACUCGAGAGCUUGCAUGGUGCAUCACCCGAAGAAACCGAAUCUGCAUCUGCAGUGGGCCAUCUUCGAGGAGGGCCAGGAUAACUUCGAGAAAGCCGCCGCCAUAUUAGAGAAUAUCGACAGUGUGUUACCGAACUUGCUGCAAGUGGCGUACCGACGGAUAAACUUGGAACGCCGUCGCGGCGACCUCGAGAAAGCGUGCACGUUAUACGAGAAUUACAUCGGCAACAGUAAGAACAGGACAAUCGCAAAUAAUAUUGCCGUCAAGUACGCACGGUUCCUGUGUAAAGUGAAGAACGACGUCGACAAGGCGAUUAAAGUGCUAAUGAAGGCCACAGACAAAGACAAAGACAAUCCUAGGCUAUACCUGCAGCUGAUAGACCUAGGCAUGCAACGAGCACCAGUAGACACUCAAGAAAUAGUAGGUUACAUGGAUAUGUUCAUAGAGAGGGAACACGCGGACCUUGAGCAAAGAGUGCUCUUCGCGCAGCGCAAGGUAGAAUUCUUGGAGGACUUCAGCCCCGAUAUCCGGCAAGUGCUGAAGGCCCACGAGCAAUUCCAGAAGUGCAUUAAGCAGGCGAAAGAGAGGAAGAAGACCAAGGGCGACGACACCAAAACCGAUUCUUCGCCUCCAAAGAAAGUCAAGACCGAUCAGUCGAACGUGCCACCUCCACCAUCGAUGGGCUCGCAGUCUUCAUACCAGUACAGCAGUGGCCCGAGCGGGCCGUACCAGUCGCAGCAACAGUUCCAGGGUGGACAAUACGGCGGUCAGGGUGGCUACCAGCAAGGCUAUCAGCAGUAUCCACCUCCGUCAGAUCCGAAUUACGCAAACUAUCAGAAUUGGCAGUACGGCCAGGGUGGACCACAGGCUUACGGACCUUAUAAUCAGUGGGGCUCUUACAAUUACUAUUAAUAUCGAUCACGUAAACAUCCCUAAGAACCAUGUUAGAAGACUAUGGUUAACUGUGUCUACUGUACAUUUUCUAGUGUUUUAUUCUGUCGAUUUGACGACUUAGAUAUCAAGAGGAAGCGAAGUUAUUAAUUGUCCAAGUACCUCGGUAUCCUGACGUGAGCGUGUGUGUUGUUGAUUAUUACAACGGCCUCUUUCUGUAUCAAAUACUUGGUGUCAUAUGCAUGAAUAUGUAUUAUCUGUAUCGAAUGAACUGUACACCACUAGCAGAAUUUCACUCCUUACAUAAUAUCGUUCUCAUAUAUCUCGUUCCAUUAAAAUCCCCGACUUAAUAAAUGAUAAUUUAUUAUAACUAUUGUUUUGAGAAAGAGACAAAAUUGUAAAAUGUCUUAUGAUAAAAUCAUAAGUUACGUUAGUCGUAUUUGUUAUAUAAAAAAAUACCAAAGACUUGGAAAAUUUAUUCAUGACAAAAUCUCAGGUGAAUAUUAAAUUUUCAAGAUAUCGAAAAAUUUUAUCGAAGCGAACAAGCGUAAAAUCUUGCUAGUGGUGUACAGAUUUCCUAGGAUUUCCAAUAUAUAUAAAUAUAUAUAUAUGUGUGUGUGUUCACUUCAAAGCGUUGAAUGUGAAAACGUGGGUUCAAUGGAUGAAUUAAACCCGCAAGAAUUAAUAAAGUUAUAGAUCCUGCAAUAAUUAUUGCAUAAUAUAUACGAAUUUCAACAACUUUCUAUAUCUUACGAUGCACUGCAACGUAUUAAUCGCAUUGCAAAUGACGUAUGCACUCGCAAAGUUUGUAUAAACCGUCGUAACAAAUCGCUGUUUGCUCUCCGUGAACAAGUUAUGAUCGUUCCGGAUCAUUAUCCGCUCGAUUUUUCUUUGUUAAAUUUCCCCACGUAAUGAUACUCGUCACCAUAAUCGAACGAGCUUAAUUAACUAGCGCAGGAUAUUCGAGGAUACCUUUUAUUAAUUAAUUGAAAAUCAUGUUCGUUAGUUUUCAUCAUUUGAAACUUGUGGUCAUUCAUUAACAACAAGCUUGUUACUUUGGCGCAUAAAACGAUAUUAAUCUCAUUUCAGUAAUGACUAUUAAUAAUUAUUAAUUAGAUCGCAACGUCUUUUAAUGAUUUUAAAAAAUAAACGUUUUCUGAAGUAUAAGUGACGUGAAAUGACAAAAUCACAAUAUAAUUUCAUGAUUAUUCAUUAUGUGUUUUUUAAAUAUUCCAAUUACUUACAUAUAUCUGCAUUAUUUGUGAUUGGAAAUUGAAUAAAUGAUUUAUUAUUAUAUAUAUAUAUAUAAAUCUUGCAGUUUGAGACAAGAUAAAAAUAUAAAACUUUGUAAAUUGAUUUCGAGUGCGAGUAAAGGGAUUUUAAUGACAUCAAUUGUUAGAUUUCAAAUGUUUACUCAAGUAUAUCAGACCUCGAAUAUAUUAAAUUGACAUGAUUUCGGGAAUUAGUACCAUUUUAUGUUGCGUACAGAUGUUUAUGUUCAAGUUUAUGUAAAGAUUGAACAUUUUCUCGCAUUUCGUUUACUUUCAUACAAUCUUUUUUGUUCUUAAAUUUUUUUUAUUAAGACAACUUUCUCAAAAACUUGCGAGUUAAAAUCGUGUAAUAAAAUCUAAGACAAAUGCUGGCUACGUCUAACAAACUUAAAACGAAAUACACAGGUAUAUUAGAAAUUUUCUAUCCUAAUUUUUUAUCAUUUAAGGAUAUGAUUAAAAUUUUGCGAAAUUAUUUAACAUUUUUCAGUGCUCUAGUUUCAGCGUAAUAACAAGUUUUUAAUUAUCUAUAUUAUAUCCUAGAAUAUUUUGGAAAACAUUAAUGACUUAUUGUAUAACGUAAUUUUGAACUUUUCAACAAAUGAGUAGAGGAUUGUCGUAAAUGACUGUGUUAAUUUCAUUUCAGUGGAAUAUGCGGAGAAAGAGAAUUAAAAUUUAAGAAAAAUUAAACAAUAUAUACCUAACCAGCUCUAGACUAUAUGCUUGUCAAAUACUUGCAAAAUCUAAGUAUCAAAUGCAUAUUAUAUAUGUACCCGUAUAUAUGAUGCGGAUUGGCAACAAAAUUAAGUCGGAGUAGUCGAAAAUUUGGCAGACAAACGAAUUUAGUUUCAAAAUCGACGUUAAGUUAGUAGAAAAAGAAUAUCUCUCUCACUCACUCUCUUUAUAUAUAUGUAUAAUGUAUAACUUCGUUUAGAACGAAUAUAAGUUAAUUGUCAUGAUAAACUUA
Ooceraea biroi (clonal raider ant) is the source of this 5690-nucleotide messenger RNA. RefSeq names its product pre-mRNA processing factor 39 (gene Prp39). Gene Ontology annotation, molecular function: protein binding; pre-mRNA 5'-splice site binding. NCBI's taxonomy places the organism in Eukaryota, Metazoa, Arthropoda, Insecta, Hymenoptera, Formicidae. The record is from RefSeq and is a predicted model, not a curated record. Gene Ontology annotation, cellular component: U2-type prespliceosome; U1 snRNP; commitment complex. Gene Ontology annotation, biological process: mRNA 5'-splice site recognition; RNA processing.